Messenger RNA from Triticum turgidum subsp. durum (durum wheat), 900 nucleotides. The record is from the annotation of a GenBank genome assembly. Lineage: Eukaryota; Viridiplantae; Streptophyta; Magnoliopsida; Poales; Poaceae.
AUGGUGAAGGAUCAUCUAAUGCUGAAUGUUGAUCGCCUAAUGGUGCCUGAACCCAUUGAGAUCACUGGAGCACCCAAGAGCUCCUCAUCGAGGGACACCACUGCACUGCCCAUUACAGGGCAUUCCUUUUUUGCAGUUGGAGACAGCAUGGUUCCUGAAGAAGAACCUCUUCUGCAGAUUACGGAGUGCCGUAUUUGUCAGGAGGAAGAUGACAUUAAGAACCUGGAGAGCCCCUGUGCUUGCACCGGCAGUGUAAAGUAUGCGCAUAGGGCUUGUGUACAAAGAUGGUGCAAUGAGAAAGGAGAUGUCACAUGUGAAAUCUGCCAUGAGCCGUAUGAACAUGGGUACACUGCACCUCCCAGACCCCAUCCUGACGAAACUACCAUCGAUAUAAGUGGUGGCUGGACCAUUACUGGUACAGCAUUUGACUUGCGUGAUCCUAGGAUCCUGGCAGUAGCACAAAACCACAUUAUGGAAGCUGAAUAUGAUGAUUAUUCAGCCACGAAUGCCAGCACUGCUGCCUUUUGCCGAUCUGCUGCUCUUGUCUUAAUGGCUCUCCUACUACUGAGGCAUGCAUUGACUCUAACUGAUGAAGACGAUGAUGACACUUCAGCAAUGUUUUCACUUUUCUUACUGCGUGCGGCUGGUUUUCUUCUCCCAUUCUAUAUAAUGGCUUGGGCAAUUAGUAUAUUGCAGCGUCGCAGACAUCGACAGGAGGCAGCUGCGUUGGCAGCAACUGAGGUGGCAUUCAUCCUUCAGUCUGGGCAAGGAAGAGGAGUGCAUUUCACCAUAGCACCAGAUUCUCCUUGCGCGAAUCACCAAAGGAGUUAUGGUCUGCUGCCACUGCAGAGCCAUGUUAUUUACGUACUUUACGUCAUUGCCCUGAGUGUAACGUUCUGA